Molecule: messenger RNA, 3487 nt
Organism: Athene cunicularia (burrowing owl)
Lineage: Eukaryota; Metazoa; Chordata; Aves; Strigiformes; Strigidae
Gene: LITAF
Product: lipopolysaccharide induced TNF factor
Exons: 7
Coding region: 441-884 (147 amino acids)
Biological process (GO): regulation of cytokine production
Molecular function (GO): zinc ion binding
Source: RefSeq, a predicted model, not a curated record
AAACACAUGAGCUGAGAAAAGACAGUUUAACAGUGGAAAGCUAUGGCCCAGUACCCAGAUGGAUGCCUCACCUCCCCUGCUCACUCUCACAACCAUCCAGACAUGAACCAUCUUUUGCCUGGAAGCUGUACAGAGCCGCUCACGCAGUUUGGUGUCUCAGGGGGCAUUCCUAAGAUGACAGAUUCAGCUGGUGUUCCCAGUGGGUGUUUUCCUGGACUUGAAAGAUCAGAUACCACAGUUGUCUAUAGCCAGCAACUUUCUGCUGUGUCUUAACAAACGUGCAACAACCCAGUAAUCGGGUGCCUGUCACCGAACAGUCUUCCCUUUUGGAAUUAUUUGGGAGCAACAUUUGAGAGUCUGCUUUGAGAAGACGAAGCUUGUUGGUUCAGUUUCUGAUUCUGCCGUUGGCUUGCAGUAGCAAAUUGCUGCUGUUCGAUACAAUGUCUGCUCCCAGUGGUGCCCCUAUACCAUCUGCACCACCUUCUUACGAAGAAACAGUAGGAAUAAAUGUGAGCUACCCUCACCCCUACCCUGUUCCAGAACCUGGCCAGAAACAGGAUGGGAAGGGAAUGAACCCUCCCCCAUACGUGGGGCAGCCCACACCAGUGAAUAACCCCGUUACAGUUCAGACAGUGUAUGUGCAACAACCAGUAGUAUUUUAUGACCGCCCAGUUCAGAUGUGCUGCCCUUCCUGUAACCAGAUGAUAGUGACACGUCUCUCGUAUGACUCAGGAGCUUUGACUUGGCUGUCAUGUGGUGGCCUUUGCCUGCUGGGGUGUGUAGCUGGCUGCUGCUUAAUUCCCUUCUGCAUUGAUGCCCUAAAGGAUGUGGAUCACACCUGUCCGAACUGCAGUACUCUUAUUGGUUCUUACAAACGUUUAUAGGCAGUGUUUACACACUGAUAACUGAUGAAGUUGGUUAGCACCUCUACAAGCCCUUCCUGAAGCUUCAUGGAGACUUCUGGUUGUUUCUGUGCAUCCUGUCACUGGAAACCAAUCAAAAGUUUAUUUUAUAGCUAGAUUGUUUGACUAAGACUUUGCUUGAGGUGAAUCUGACUUAGGUCUGUAAAAAGUGUACCUGAUUUUUAUGGGCCGUUCAGUCCAGCACCAGUUAAUACAACUAAAUGUUUUCCCUUUCUGCUUUAUGCAAAGCAUGGUGGUGAUGUUCUUCAGUUAAUCUUGUCUGAAUCAUGUUGCACUCUGGUGUGCUUGCUUACAGGCUCAGCACAGACCAGGAGGAGAAUGUCUAUGGAGACCUAUAUAGUCUCAUGCCUGGUGUUGAUGCUUUUGCAACAGCACUGUUCACAAACUGGCAGGGAGUUGCUUGCCUCCGAGACAAGUGCCCCUCUGACAAAUAAGUGAUUUGUUGGCAUCUUUUCAUGAGCACUAAAACUCACUUUAAAACUUUCUUAUGAAACCUAAAGGCUUCUUCCUUCUUGGAGGCUGCUUUACCAAAUGGACAACUCGGGUUAUUGUGCAUCAAUGGUGAUUCAAUCUAGUAUCUGAAUUUCCUUGCCAGUUUCAAGUCCAGUCAUGUCUCUGCAGUAAAGAUGUUCGUACAGGAAUUUUUAACAGAUACUUGUUCAGUGUUUUUUGUUUGGUUGGGUUUUUUUACUGCUGAUUUAUAAGCCUGUGAAGUGCUCUCUUCACCAUAGAGGAAACGCCAUAGAGCAUUGGAAAACUUCCUUGUACGUUUACGUAAAUCAACUGAUAAAUCAUAAACCUCAGCCUUAUCUUAAGGCUUGAAUUCCACCUGCAAAACACAGAUAGAGCACCUGAGCUUUUAAUUCUUGAUCUGUUUGUUAAUUGCUGUUCCUUCAUUAAGAACGUAAUGUGUUAAGAAGUUUCUCUCAUGAUUAUUUAGACUUGUACUCUGUUUUUUCUAAAUGAAAGAGAAGUUCCAUUUUCAGAAACUUAAGCUACAUAUGCUUAUUGAAGAUGAUGAUCACAAAAAAAUGAGGGAAUGAGGCUCUGAAAUCUGAAGUAUUUUACCAUGUCAUGAACAGCAGCCUUGGCCCAAAUAACAGCUUGAUGCAUUUGAAUGAUACUUGUCUAGAAAAGGCAAGCAUUAAAACAAGGCUAUGAUGUUAACACUGUAUUAAUCUCUGUAAAAGUAAAAAGCUCAAAUAAAUACAAAUAAUAAAAAAAACCCCACUGCAUUUACUGUUGUUGCCAAAUGUGCCUUCUAUAAGUAUUUGGUAUAAGUUAACUUUUCAAGCCUUUCAGCACUUCAUGUUUGAAAUCAAGGAGUUUUAUGGAUCACAAAUACAACCUGUAGGCCUUGUGUUAAUUAGUUUUUGUAAAGUGCUGCUGCUUGUCAGUCAGUCUGCAAGUGGUUUAAGAGCUUCCCGGUGCAUUUGGAAGAGGCUUCUGAUCAUAUGUCUCCCUGUACCAUAAGAAUUUACAUCAGUAGCUACUAACUGUCAAGAGAAUGAUGGAGAUAAAAAGCUGGUAGUUUUGUAGCUUUCCACUUUGAUGAUGUGGUACUAGCUUAUGGGUUUUGUCUGCUGCCGCACCGCCCUAAUGCUUUCCAUGUUCUUUAAGGGCCUGGGUGAUAAUCCAUUGAGUUUUCUGUUCUGAUGACACAGGCACCGAUUCUAGCUUACGCAAGUCACGUGCGUUUCCUGAUCCCUGGAUUUCACAGAAAAUUUCCUUCUUGUCAGUUUAUCACCAGAGCAAGACAGGAAGGAGCAAUGAAGCAUGCAGUGUUUCCAAACUUGAUGUUUGCUUGUGUGGUGGAGAGGAUUUUUAGUUCUUUUAGUUAGUACCCGUGUCAGUCUGGUCUGGAUAGUCGUGUCGUAGAUUCAUUUGGUGAGUACAUCUUUAAAUUGUUAGUCCCUUACCUCCCCUUUUCUCUACCAAAUGAUGGUUGGAAAAUCUGAAGUGGUGGCACCAGAAUGCAGAACAUUGACCAAAAAAAAAAGAAAAAUUAUGUGGGAUUUUCUUUAUUUUGUUUUAUGGGCACAGUCCAUUGCAUCUCUUUAAAUUCCUCGUAUAGAUUGAGAAUAGGACACAUAAUGUUGGCAGCUAUUCCAUCUAAUUAAGCAUUUUUCAAAACUUUCUGCUGCUCUUUCUGUACUUAAAUUUCCUUAAAUACAAAGCCUGUGUUUGUUCUCUUGUGUAUGGAAUUGUCUACAGAAUGUGCCAAAGUAACUUGCUUUGUUAAACUUAUUUUAGACAAACAAAUGCAGGAUAUAACUUGCUUUGUGUGAAAGUGCUUUGUGUUUGAUUAUGUUGAAGUUACUGUUUGUUUUUAAAACUGACUAUAUUUAAAAUAAAAACUUUCUCUUUUGUAUCUAGUGCUUGUAAUGGGAAAAUUAUAACAUUUGGAAUGUUUCCAAAUACAUGAACAGCUGAAAUGUUAAAAUUGAGUCAAAUGUAAUUACAGGGUGAUGUUUUUCAGUCUCACUUGGGCCAAGUCUCUGGUAAAUAGCGUUCUCCGGCUUGCAGACCAACUGUUUGCACAGAGCCACAUUUGAAAAAUGUGU